Molecule: messenger RNA, 3288 nt
Organism: Propithecus coquereli (Coquerel's sifaka)
Lineage: Eukaryota; Metazoa; Chordata; Mammalia; Primates; Indriidae
Gene: ARHGAP4
Product: Rho GTPase activating protein 4
Exons: 22
Coding region: 117-2939 (940 amino acids)
Biological process (GO): signal transduction; negative regulation of cell migration
Cellular component (GO): cytoplasm
Molecular function (GO): protein binding
Source: RefSeq, a predicted model, not a curated record
GGGCGGGGCGGGGCGGAGCCGGCGCAGGGUGCUGGCUGGGGCGACCCAGGUCCCGGCUCCUGGCCCGCUGGCGGCCGCGUGGGAGCAGCGGGUUUCGACGGCGCGGCCUGGCCACCAUGGCCGGGCAUGGGAAGCUGCGGCGGGAGCGGGGGCUGCAGGCUGAGUAUGAGACGCAAGUCAAAGAGAUGCGCUGGCAGCUGAGCGAGCAGCUGCGCUGCCUGGAGCUGCAGGGCGAGCUGCGGCGGGAGCUGCUGCAGGAGCUGGCUGAGUUCAUGCGGCGCCGUGCCGAGGUGGAGCUGGAGUACUCCCGGGGCCUGGACAAACUGGCUGAGCGCUUCUCCAGCCGCGGAGGCCGCCUCGGGGGCAGCAGUCGGGAGCACCAAAGCUUCCGGAAGGAGCCGUCCCUCCUGUCGCCCUUGCACUGCUGGGCUGUGCUGCUGCAGCAGACACGGCAGCAGAGCCGGGAGAGUGCCGCCCUCAGUGAGGUGCUGGCUGGGCCCCUGGCCCAGCGCUUGAGCCACAUCGCGGAGGACGUGGGGCGCAUUAUGAGGAAGAGUAAGGAUCUGGAGCAACAGCUGCAGGAUGAGCUCAUGGAGGUGGUCUCAGAGCUCCAGACGGCCAAGAAGACAUACCAGGUGUACCACACAGAGAGCAUGAAUGCCGAGGCCAAGCUCCGUGAAGCCGAGCGGCAGGAGGAGAAGCGGGCAGGCCGGAGUACCCCCACCACCACUGCCGCCACCGCCGAGGCAGGGCUCCUCCGCAAGAGCUCCCUCAAGAAGGGAGGGCGGCUGGUGGAGAAGCGUCAGGCCAAGUUCUUGGAGCAUAAACUCAAGUGCACAAAGGCUCGCAAUGAGUACCUGCUCAGCCUGGCCAGUGUCAACGCCGCUGUCAGCAACUACUAUUUGCAUGAUGUCUUGGACCUCAUGGAUUGCUGUGACACAGGGUUCCACUUGGCCCUGGGGCAGGUGCUCCGGAGCUACACGGCCGCUGAGAGUCGCACACAAGCCUCCCAGAGGCAGGGCCUGAGCAGCCUGGAGGAAGCUCUGGAGGCCCUGGAUCCCCCAGGGGACAAGGCCAAGGUGCUCGAGGUGCAUGCCACCGCCUUCUGUCCUCCACUGCGUUUUGACUACCAGCCCCACGAAGGGGAUGAGGUGGCCGAGAUCCAGGUUGAGAUGGAACUGCGGGAUGAGAUUGUGCCCAGAGCCCAGAAUAUCCAGAGCCGCUUGGACCGACAGACCAUAGAGACAGAAGAGGUGAACAAGACGCUGAAGGCAACGCUGCAGGCCCUGCUGGAGGUGGUGGCAUCAGAUGAUGGGGACGUGCUUGAUUCCUUCCAGACCAGCCCCUCCACUGAGUCCCUCAAGUCCACCAGCUCAGACCCAGGCACCCGGCAGGCAGGCCGGAGACGCGGCCAGCAGCAGGAGACUGAGACCUUCUACAUCACGAAGCUCCAGGAGUACCUGAGUGGGCGGAGCAUCCUUGCCAAGCUGCAGGCCAAACACCAGAAGCUGCAGGAGGCCAUCCAACGAGGUGACAAGGAGGAGCGGGAGAUGUCUUGGACCCAGUACACACAGAGAAAACUCCAGAAGAGCUGCCACCCCCGCCCCAACUCCCAGUAUAACCAGAGACUGUUUGGGGGAGACAUGGAGAAGUUUAUCCAGAGCUCAGGCCAGCCCGUGCCCCGGGUGGUGGAGAGCUGCAUCCGCUUCAUUAACCUCAACGGCUUGCAGCACGAAGGCAUCUUCCGGGUGUCGGGAGCCCAGCUCCGGGUCUCAGAGAUCCGCGACGCUUUUGAGAGGGGGGAGGACCCCCUGGUGGAAGGCUGCACUGCCCACGACCUGGACUCGGUGGCUGGGGUGCUGAAGCUCUACUUCCGAAGCCUGGAGCCCCCGCUCUUCCCCCCGGACCUGUUUGGGGAGCUGCUGGCUUCUUCAGAGCUGGAGGCCGCGGCGGAGCGGGUGGAGUGCGUGAGCCGCCUGCUGGCCCGGCUGCCCGCGGCAGUGCUGGUGGUGCUGCGCUACCUCUUCGCCUUCCUCGGCCACCUGGCCCAGUACAGCGACGAGAACAUGAUGGAUCCCUACAACCUGGCCGUGUGCUUUGGGCCGACACUGCUGCCAGUGCCUGCGGGGCAGGACCCGGUGGCCCUGCAGGGCCGGGUGAACCAGCUGGUGCAGACACUCAUCGUGCAGCCCGCCCAGGUUUUUCCACCCCUGACGGUGCUGCCAGGCCCUGUGUACGAGAAGUGCAUGGCACCACCUUCCACCAGCUGCCUGGGGGACAUCCAGCUGGAGAGCCUGGCCAGGGAGAACGAGCCAGAGCUGGAAGCCGAGAGCACAGCGCAGGAGGAUGACCUGGAAGGGGUCAUGGAGGCUGUGGCCUGCUUUUCCUACACUGGCCGCACAGCCCAGGAGCUGACGUUCCAGCGUGGGGACGUGCUGCGGCUCCAUGAGCGCGCCUCGAGUGACUGGUGGCGAGGGGAACAUGCUGGAGCACGGGGACUCAUUCCCCACAAAUACAUCAUGCUGCCUGCGGGGGCAGAGAAGCUGGUGGUGGGCUCAGGGCCACAGGCCGCAAGGGAGCUGGUGAGCAGUCCGGAGGGUCUCCUGGCCUUGGAGUUCAUGCAUCGGCCAGAGCCGUGCGCCCUACCCGAGACCGUGGGCUCCUCUGGGCAAAGACGGCACUGCUUGGUCCCAGCCUCUCCAGAGCCACACAUGGAGGUGGACAAGGCUGUGGCGCAGAACAUGGAGUCUGUGUUUAAGGAGCUCUUGGGGAAGACCACUGUCUGCCAGGGCCUCGGGCUGGCAUCUGCCACCUCCCCCAGCCUCGGGCCCCGUACCCGCCUAGGCAGGAACAAGGGCUUCUCCCGUGGCCCUGGGGCCCCAGCCUCACCCUCAGCAUCCCAUGCCCAGGGCCCGGACUCGACCCUGAAGCCACACUGAAGUGCUGCUGGUGGAGCCUCUAUAGGCCUGCCCCUGCCCCCUGUGGCCACCCAGAGGCCAGCCACUGUCGCCAGCCCUUUGCUGCUUCUCCCUGGCCCUGUCUGGCAAGUACAGAGGAGGAUGAGGCUACCCAAACAGGGGGCCCAGCUCCAUGCCUCUGCCCAUGGCCAGCCCUGGCGUAGCCCCUUUGGGAGGCAGCCGAGGAAGGAGGCUUUGCUCUGAGGGUUUGGUGGCAGCUGUUGGGUGGCGGGUACCCUUGCUCAGGUGAGCAGGCCCACCAAGACCCAGCCUGGCUCCUCCUCAGCUGCCUGGCAGAGGUGGCAGUGAUUCAUAAAGACCUAUGUGUUGA